Messenger RNA from Patiria miniata (bat star), 2044 nucleotides. Its product is annotated as diamine acetyltransferase 1-like. The record is from RefSeq and is a predicted model, not a curated record. The transcript has 4 exons. Gene Ontology annotation, molecular function: N-acetyltransferase activity. Bases 208 to 753 code for a protein of 181 amino acids. NCBI's taxonomy places the organism in Eukaryota, Metazoa, Echinodermata, Asteroidea, Valvatida, Asterinidae.
AACAUGCAUGUAUGUACAAUGUAUACUGUUUUAUAUUUAGCGUUCGGGAAUCAACUUUACAACAUAAACAGGACAGCUGUUUACGUGACAAUUUCUGAACAUGUCUCGCCCAAUAUGCGACAAGUGCGUGCAAAAGCUGAAUCUGCCUUCUCCAUUGGCUGAAUUUCCGCUCAAUUCUUGCCGUCUUGUGUUGGAAUGGAGUGAGUGAUGGCGUCCACUCGGUACACCGUUCGGAAGGGCCAGCCGGAAGACUGCAAACACAUCGUGAGAUUAUUGAAAGAACAUGCCACAAGUGCGAUCAGCAACACGGAAGAAGACCUGCAAAAUGACAGCUUUGGAGAUGAGCCCCUCUACCACUUUUUUGUUGUGGAGGCCAUGAAUGAUGGCACGGAUGCGAAGGAGAACGCAGCAGCUGAGAUAGUGGGCUUCUCUGCCUACUUCUUCUCCUACUCCGCAUGGACGGGACGGAUGAUCGACAUGGAUGAGCUGUAUGUCCAGGACUCCCACAGAGGCAAAGGUCUUGGGAAGGCGUUGAUGGCAAAAGUUGCAAAGGUUGGAGUCGAGAACAAAUGUAUUGGCAUGGACUGGAUCCUAGGGGGUUCAAACAAAAGUGCCUGGCCCUUCUACAAUCAUCUCAAAUCCAUCGAUAUGUCCGCACACUUUGGUUGGAGAUUUAUGACAGUAAGCGGAGAAAACUUUGCUCAACUCGUCAACUCUGAAAUCAAACCAGGUUUGAAUAUCCAAUUUCAAUAAUUGAUGUAACUUUUUAUUUUUAUUGUUAAAGAUGCUUCCCCCGACGGCCGUGAUUUUUUUUUUAAAUUUCAUCCCGAAAAAUAGAUUCCUUCUAUAAAUUGCUAUUUUUCUAGCAGUACAAAAGUUAUUCACCUUUGAGACAUCGACUGAAAAAAAUCAGCCGAUCAUAAAUAUCAUAAAUGUAUCAUUUUUUAUUAUUCAGAAAUCAGGAAUUUCCAUUUGUCAUUAUGGAAAUAUAAAUUAUUUGUUUUCAACUUUGAUCCCCACCAAGGAUAAAGCAAUGUGUUUACCGAUGUUUUUUUGUUUUUAAAAUAAUUAAUUAUGGAUCCUUUAAUAUUUUAUAAGUAGCUUAAGAAUAGACAGUCCAAUAGAUAGAACAGAAAAAACAAAACACAGAACACGUUUUGUUGCUUGUCGCUAAAAAUUGAACCGUAAAUUCUGCUUUUCUAUUCAACUUUGCUUUGUUUGGAAUUGUUCCAUACACAACUUAAACUCUCAAAUUUCCAAUUUCACUGAAAAGGGCAGAUGAAAGUUGGUUUUUGACAAUAUUUUUUGUUGCCAAAAUUUUUUUUUUAUUGAAUCAGCCAGCAUCUUACAAUGACACAUUCUUUAGUAAAUUCUGCCUGUUUGUCAAAACUGGUAGUUUGUUUCUGUAGACAAACAAAAACCGCCUGUGAAAUAUUUAUGAAAUCACACGAAAGCCAGCAGUUUCUAUCACAAGGCCUAAAUUCCUUGUAAAAAUAAUUGUUCUCACAAAUUGAUUGUCAAUUAAAUAUUAUAGUUUUAUUUGCUCUAUUACCGUGAAAAUUUAAUUUUUUAAAAUAAAUUGUUAUAGAACAUUGUAAUGGACUGUUUAAAGUUAGCACAUUGACGUUUCCUUUUACUGCUGUUUUGUGGGAACAUUAACAAUGUAGAAAUAAAUUGCAAAACCAUGGAUCGGUAUGGCAAGUUAAACAUGUUAGUAUGUCGCACUAUUUCUCCGAUGCGUCUGUCUUUAAAUUUAGUUGUAUAAUAGUUUUAAAACCCAAUCUUUUGAAGAAGCAAAUUUAGUAUUGGAACCACGUUCAAGAAAUGCCUUUCAAAAUUUAAUGGCAUAAAAGUUUCAUAAAAUGAAAUCGCGUCGAACUUGCAGGAAAGAUGCCUAAGGGACUCAUAGAACACAUUCAAAUUCAAUUUCUGCAAAUAUGUGUUUUCCCAAAUUUAGAAGAAAAUUUCAAAGAAAUGUGGGGUAAAAUAACUCAAUAUGUUAUUUUUUUUGCAAUAAAAUCGAGGAUUUGUGCCAAAAUCUUCA